CGGAGUUGUUGACUUCCUGAAACAAAACCGUCUGAAAAGUACACAUCCAUGUUGAUAAUGCGUUCGCUCUUACCUGCUGUGGCUGAACAGCUUUUCCGAGAUAUUCAAAAAGCAUACCAGGAAACUUCCCAAAUUCCUGAUGACCUGCUUAUUGCGCUGAAGUUUGUUUUCGGGCCGUGUGCGCUGCAGGCUCUGAACCUGGUUGACCAGCACUCAGUCACCUGUCUGUCAUCAUCCAGCGGACGCAAAGCUUUCCAGGUAAUAGGAGGAUCGGGGCGUUUGUACACAUGCUUUGUGUCCUGUCACUACUGCCCGUGUCCAGCCUUUGCUUACACUGUGCUCCGCAGAAAUGAGGGCCCGCUGUGUAAACACAUCCUGGCUGUGUACCUGUGUCAGGCCAUGGCUGUGACUCAGGAGGAGAGCGUGUCUGAUCAGCAGAUGUCUGCAGUGCUGAGUGGGACAGCCCUCCCGUGACACCCAGGGCUGGUGUGUGACAGGAGCUGUGGCUGGUAUUCACCUGGCUGCAGAUGAGGCACACCUGUUCUCACUUCCCUCAUCAACCUUUUCUUUAGGAGCCUGGUGCUCCCUCCUCUCCUCUGACAGAUAAUUAAACGCUGAUGCAGAGUGCCUCUAUGCAGCCCGAGCCUUGUGUUUUCCAGACUGCAGUUUUUGUGCAAUUUAUUGCCUUGGACGUCUCUCUCAGCUCGGAGAGGACUUUUUGCAACCAGCAGCUCCCUGCCUUCACUACCUGCCUUUUUCUUUAUUAAAACACCUUAAAACUACUGUCUCUGCUUUGGGGUCCUAAGAAAUAUCCGAACAUUACAGGAACUAUCUGAAGGACAGAUUAUUCUGGGAAAAGGUUACAUUGUUUGGGCCUCGGGAAAAGUCACUCAGCAAGAGUGACUACUGCCAACAUGCUUCUACUGAAUUAUUCAGAGAGAUUCUAUCAUAAGCACAAUGUCACACACUUAUACCAACACAACGGAUGCACACUCCUAUAUCACUCAUUUGUCACGUAGGAUGUGUCAAAGGUGUGUGUCUAUUGUUUCAGUAUCGUAGCAGGCUGAAAGAGCUGCGGCCCCCAGAGAGGAGCCAUGCUGUUUGUACAGUUACAAACCACCUGCAUGACAGCGCUGUCAGCACCAAACUGUAGCAUGUGCCCAGCCUGCCCUGCACUCAGGAUCAUCAACAUUCAUAAUUAAUCUUCAGGCUGCCUCUUAAUGCUGUGUGGACAUCAUGGCAGACCUAUAAAAAGUAUACAGCCUCAUAAAGGACAUCCACUUUAGCACAGUUUAAUGGUGGAAAGAUUUUAUUUGUCUCUUGGCAUACGUGCAUUUUUCAGACCGUUUUCCACAACAACUUGCUGUGGCUUUAUGUGUGGUAUUUUCUGGAGACACACUUCUGCAUGUGGGGGAGAGGACGGCAUGACACUGAAUGUGCAACUUGUUUGCUGUUCUCAACUGUACUUCCUUGAAGGUAGAUUUCCUCAAAGACACUGGGAAGAAUAAACCUUACUAAAACAAAUGCUUUCUCGGGAUUCAUCGGUAUCAACUCAACCUCCUACACAGGAAAGGAUUUUGUCAGCACAGCAUCCAGUCAUUGUUGCACUGACCUUUUUUGGGGCUCUGUGACAUUUACAAUAUGCACUGUACAAUACAUGAGGGACUUCACUGUUCUGCAAAAUGACACGAAACAACGGGAUGUAUACGUAUGUGUGGCUCACCGGCCGAGUUUACACGUGAGUCUGCAUUCAGAGCUGGACAUGUGUGUGUGUGAGGAAAGACUACAUUGAGGAGAGAGCUUCGGUUCAUGAGCUGUACAUGUUUUCUUUAAAUAAAUCGAUUGCCAAUCA
Molecule: messenger RNA, 1852 nt
Organism: Eleginops maclovinus (Patagonian blennie)
Lineage: Eukaryota; Metazoa; Chordata; Actinopteri; Perciformes; Eleginopidae
Gene: zswim7
Product: zinc finger, SWIM-type containing 7
Exons: 6
Coding region: 49-474 (141 amino acids)
Biological process (GO): double-strand break repair via homologous recombination
Cellular component (GO): Shu complex
Molecular function (GO): zinc ion binding
Source: RefSeq, a predicted model, not a curated record